This is a messenger RNA of Pygocentrus nattereri (red-bellied piranha), 8812 nucleotides long. It is a transcript of the gene ralgapa1, whose product is annotated as Ral GTPase activating protein catalytic subunit alpha 1. Bases 236 to 7723 code for a protein of 2495 amino acids. NCBI's taxonomy places the organism in Eukaryota, Metazoa, Chordata, Actinopteri, Characiformes, Serrasalmidae. The record is from RefSeq and is a predicted model, not a curated record. Gene Ontology annotation, biological process: regulation of small GTPase mediated signal transduction; positive regulation of GTPase activity. Gene Ontology annotation, molecular function: GTPase activator activity. The transcript has 42 exons. Gene Ontology annotation, cellular component: nucleus; cytoplasm.
CAUGUUUUCGGGGUUUUAUUCUGUGCAGAGGAGAGAGAGAGAGGAGCAACACCUCCGCUCACACCUCGCACCUCCACCCGCACCUCCUGCAGGAGGGCGCUCCGCUCCGCUCCGCUCCUCUCUCUCCUCGCCUUGACUCGGCUUUACCCAGCCGGGCUGGGCGCUGACUGCGCUCCCAUAUCGACCUAAUCUCUCUCUCUCUCUCCGCGGUUCUCCUGGUUCUCCUCUCUGCGGGAUGUUCUCCAAAAAGCCCCACGGAGAUGUGCGCAAAUCCACGCAGAAGGUGUUGGAUCCUAAGAAGGACGUGCUGACCCGCCUGAAGCACCUGCGCAUCGUGAUCGAAAACGCUGAGCCUGCUGAGCUCAAGCACUUCUUCGACCAGAACUACUCCCACAUCUACUACGUCUUUUUUGAGAACUUUGUUAGCAUCGAGGUCAACCUGAAACAGAAAGGUCACAAAUCACAAAGGGAAGAGCUUGACUCCAUUCUUUUCAUUUUUGAGAAAAUAUUGCAGCUGCUGCCGGAGAGGAUACACGGACGAUGGCAGUUCCACAGUAUCGGACUCGUACUGAAGAAGCUGCUGCACACGGGGAACUCCCUAAAGAUCCGCAGGGAGGGCGUGCGUCUCUUCCUGCUGUGGCUCCAGGCCCUGCAGUGUAACGCUCUGAGAGAGCAGCUGUGGAUUUUUGCCGCUUUAAUCCCAGGAUUCCCUGCUCCGCCUCAGUCUGACCUCGGCCCGCGGACCCUGGACAGCAUCAUCACCCCCACUCUCAACCUGCAGGAGGCUCAAGUGACUCCAGAGGAGAUCAGUCCACUGGUGCUGCCUCAGUCGGGGGACAAAGCUCAGGAGGAUCUCACAGGGUACUUCCUGGAGGCUCUGCUCAAAUACAUGGUAAACCAGGCUAAAAGUCUGGAGUGGAGGUGUAAGGAGAACCACGAGAAGGGCUUUGCUUUCCUCUUCGCCAACUUUAAGAAGUAUUACCUUCCACACAUCUUCCCCAACUUCUCCAAGGAGACCAGCCUGUACAGCCCCAUUCUGGAGGUUCCCCCUGUGAGACCAAAGCCGUAUUACGUGGUGGUGAAGCGAGACCCGGAGACCAAUGAAGCUUUGUACUGCACUAAAGAGAACUUCCUGAAUGCCAGAGUGAUCUUCAUCCGCUGGCUCGUGUCCUUCUGGCUGGAGCCCAGAGCCAACACGGGCACUCACAUCCCGGGAGUGGACGGAGAGAACGUGCCAAAGAACAUCCAGAGAGCUGCAGCAGGUCUGGCUGCACGGGUGGAGGAUGCCGGACCUCGGCCAGACGCUCUGGAUGGUGGUGGGAGCGGGGGGGAGCCCGAACAGUCCCACUCCAAUACCAGCACGCUGACGGAGCGCGAGCCGAGCUCCUCCAGCCUCUGCAGCGUGGACGAGGAGCACCUGACUGACAUUGAGGUGGUCCGCCGCGUCCUCUGCUCCUCACGCACCAACGUGAACUUCAUCACAGAGAUAUUCCGACAGGCGUUCCUGUUGCCGAUGUGCGAGGCGGCGGCGAUGCGGAAGGUGGUGCGCGUGUAUCAGGAGUGGAUCUCUCAGGAGGAGAAGCCGUCGUUUAUGACGGAGCCUGAGGACGAGGAGCGAUUUCUGGGGCAAGGGGGCGCCGUGGAGCAGGGCUCGGACACGCAGGAGGGUUCUGGACACUGUAGGAACCCCAGCUGGAAUAAAGGUUCGGACAGUGAGCUGCUGGAGUACAGCGUCAAUGCUGGAGUCCAGUCCACUCUGCAGGUCUUCAUCACAAACUCCUCGAACGUGUUCCUGCUGGAACCGGCCAAUGAGUUGAAAACGCUGCUGGAGGAGCACGUUGACAUGUGCAAGCGCGUCCUAAACAUCUACCGCAGCCUCGUCAUGCACCAGACCAUGGACCAGAAGACCUGGGAGCAGAUCCUGCUGGUGCUGCUGAGGGUGACGGAGUGUGUGAUGAAGCGGCCUCCCUCCGUCGUGCCUCAUGGGAAGAAAAGUAACACCCUCUCAGGCCGCCUCGCAGGAGCCAUCUUUCAGACUCUGAUCGUGGCCUGGAUUAAAGGGAACCUGAACGUGUAUGUCUCGCGGGAGCUGUGGGACGACCUGCUGGCCGUUCUGUCCUCUCUCACCUGGUGGGAGGAGCUGAUCACAGAGUGGUCCCUCACCAUGGAAACGCUCACCAAAGUGCUGGCCCGAAACCUGUACAGCCUGGACCUCGGCGAGCUGCCUCUGGACAAACUCAGCGAGCAGAAGCUGAAGAAGCACAAAGGCAAAGGUGGCGCUCAUGAGGGCCAGAAGAUGGUGGUGGACCGUUCAUUUUCCAAAGGCUGGAGUCGGGACCCCCCUGGCCAGGCAGCUGCCAUGCGUCAGCGCAGCGCAACGACCGCUGGAUCCCCGGGCAUCGAGAAGGCUCGGAGCAUCGUUCGCCAGAAAACUGUCGCUCUGCGUAGCUGUUCGACGGGUGACAGCCUCUUGUCUUCAGCGUUUAUCCGCAGUGCUAAAAGUGCCCCUGUCCUCGUGCACCCCGCCCACCCUCUCCUGCCUGACUCUGUCCUCACUCCCCUAGCAGACGAUCUGUCAGACAUGGAGGACCCCCCUUUGGCGGCCCGCGGGCCUCGGGCCCGUCACUGCUCCCAGAGCGAGGAGAGCCCAGCCUCGGAGGUGUUCGCGGCGUCGGCCGACCUGGAGCAGACGCCCCUCCCGCGCAGCAGCAGCGCCUCCGACAUCAUGGAGCCCUUCAUCAACGAGCGGGUCAAAGGUGCUCUUCCUGUUUCUGAAAGUCCCCCUCACACCCACCCUUCCUCCACCUCCACGGCCCCCACAGACCCCCCCCACUGCCCCCCGACCCACGACUCCCACAGCGCCCCCGAAAGCCAGGCAUCUUCCCUGGAGGUUGGCGAUAGCAUCUACGACCACCUCUGCCAGAUGCCAGGGCCGCAGCCCCCGUUCGUUCCCGAUUGGACGUGUCCGGCUGCCACGCCCACUCCUCUGGCCGAGAGCGGGGCCGACGAUGACCUUUUUAGCUCUUUAAGGGAGUACUUCUUGCUCAGGGACCCCGGGGAGGCGGUGCUAGGUGGGUUAGGGGCGGAGCCAGGUGUCGAUAGAGGCGGGGUUUUGGAUAAAGAGAUAGAGCCAAGCGAGCAGAGCUUCUAUGAUUGUUUAGAGCAGUGUGAUUGGGUGUCCACUUGUACGCAAAGCACGGAGGAACCGUCCAGUCAGAGUUUAGCCGAGGACAGGAAAGAGUUACAAAGGCAAGACGCAACUGACCGGCCGAGUGAAAGCGAGCCCAUUUCGCAGCAUCCCCAGUCCACGUUUCGCCCCAAGCUGACCCGCACAGGCCCCAAAAAGCGGCCGGGCGGGGGCGUCCACGUCAGCUUCCGCCCGUCCACAGAGUCGGUGCAGUUCCUAAACCCGCUGGACCCCAAAGAGGCGCACUGGAAGGUCCGGCUCAAGCGCCUCAGCCACUUCAGCGGCCACCCGGCAGGCUCAAAGGCCCGAGACGGGUCAGGAGGCGGUGGGGAGGGAGGGGGGGCGUGUUCCUCAGUGGACGGGGCGCGGACGGGGCGCAUCGGCCGGCCUUCUUUGCCCCGUCCGUCCCGCUCCAGGUCGCAGGAGUCGGGCUGCAGCCCCUCCCGCCAGCAGGUGGCGCUCCUGGGCGGCAUGUAUAAGUCUGUGGUCCACGCUCUCUCCAAGCCGAAGAGCCACGCGGCGGCCGGCCAAAGCCACAGCGUCACUAAAGCUCCGCCGGACGCACCGCUGAAGGACCUGUACACGCAUGUUAUGGGCUAUUUUGGAAGAAGAGCACCAGCCAAUAAAGACGAGCUGACCCCGAAGAUGCGUCCCGUCUCCACUGACGCCGGCAGCAGCAAUCCAAACGUCAGUGACCUGAUGGACGAGUUCAUCCAGGAACGACUUCGGACCAGAGGAACCUCGGGAAUGACGAGGCGCGGCAGCAGCCCAGGCAGUCUGGAGAUCCCGAAGGAUUUCCCGGAUGUUCUGACCCGUCCGAACGCCACCCGGCCCGCGGAUGACCCAGGCGUUCCGUCCGAGUGGACGUCUCCUGCCAGCGCCAGCGGGAGCGACAUCAUCAGCUCCGACAGCCAAUCAGAUUCCUUCAAUGCCUUCCAGUACGAUAACAAAUUUGAAAAUUUCAGCUUUGCUCCUGAGGUGUGUCCGGUGGGCUCAGUGGAGCAGGAGACUGCGAGUGUUACGGGACACACUGGGGAUGAACAGGAUCAGUCCAGCCUCACCACCCUGCACAUCGACUCGGAGACCAGCAGCCUCAGCCAGCACGGCCUGUCCGCAGAUACGGUCACUAUUACAGGUUCUGAAAGCGCAUCUCCUCUGCACUCUCUGGGCGGCUCGCGCUCUCAGACGCCGUCUCCCGCCACGCUGACGGCCGAACAUACCGAACACAAAGACCUGCAGCUGGACGAGAAACUGCAUCACUCCGUACUGCAGACACCCGACGACCUGGAGACCAGCGAGUUUCCCACUGAGGACUGCAGCGUGAUGGCCGGAGGUUCUCUGACCGGCUGGCAUGCUGAUGUUGCCACGGUGAUGUGGAGGAGGAUGCUUGGCAUUCUGGGAGACGUGAACACCAUUAAAGACCCAGAGAUCCACGCACAGGUUUUCGACUACCUGUGUGAGCUCUGGCAGAACUUAGCCAAGAUCAGGGAUAAUCUGGGAAUCUCCCUCGACAACCAGUCGUCUCCGCCCCCUCCGGAUCUCAUUCCUCCGCUCCGGAUUCUCACGCCAUGGCUGUUCAAAGCCACCAUGCUGUCGGAGCGGUAUAAACAGGGUAAACUUCACGCCUACAAGCUCAUCUGUAAGAUCAUGAAGCGGAGGCAGGACGUUUCCCCGAACUCGGACUUCCUCACGCACUUCUACAACAUCAUGCACUGCGGCCUGCUGCACCAGGACCAGGACAUCGUCAACACCAUCAUUAAGCACUGCUCCCCUCGCUUCUUCUCCAUCGGACUGCCGGGGGCCACCAUGCUCAUCCUGGACUUCAUCGUAGCGGCCAGCAGAGUGACGGCCUGCUCCUCCCUAAACGCUCCGAGAGUAGAGGCUCAGAUUUUGCUGGGUUCCCUGGUGUGUUUUCCGAACCUGUAUGAGGAGCUCCCUGCGCUGCACCCCACCACCGCUGAGGUCAUCAUGACCAAGUUCAAGGAUGUAAAGGAGCACAUCAUCAAACACAUCCUCGCGUCAGCCAGAGACGAGCCGUCCGCUCCGGCCAGGUGUGUUGCUCUGUGCAGUCUGGGUGUCUGGCUGUGUGAGGAGCUCAUUCACGGCACUCGACACGCGCAGAUUAAAGAAGCCCUGAACGUCAUCUGCGUCACCCUGAAGUUCCCCAAUAAAACUGUAGCGCUGGUGGCUUCAGAUAUCCUGCACUUACUCAUAAACUACGUGGACCAUCUGCAAGCAUUCCCCCCCGACACUCCAAAGAAGAUCGUAGAGAUUCUCAUAGCGACCAUCACCUACCUGCUGCCCUCUACGGAGUCGUCCCCUCACGAGCUGGAUAAACGGCUGGUGGUCUCUCUGCUGCUGUGUCUACUGGACUGGGUCAUGGCUCUUCCUCCAAAGACUCUGCUGCAGCCGGUCCAGACCCUGGUCCAGGAGAAAGACAAGGCGGAUAAGUCCGUCCUCAGCGCCAUCUAUAAGGUGCUGCACGGCUGCGUGUACGGCGCUCAGAGUUUCAGCAACCCGCGCUAUUUCCCUCUCAGUCUGUCGGACCUCAGCAGUCCAGAUUACGACCCGUUCCUGCUGCUGGAGGGCUUAAAGGAGCCGGAGCCUUUGCACUCGCCCGACUCCGAAAGAUCCUCCAAACUGCAGCCCGUCACUGAGGUGAGGAGCCGUGUCCAGCAGGGUCUGGUCUCCAUUGCAGCUCGUACAGUCAUUUCCCACCUGGUGAAUCACCUGGGUCAUUACCCCAUGAGCGGGGGUCCGGCCACGUUGACCAGUCAGGUCUGUGAGAACCAGGACAACCCGUACUGCGACAGCAGCGACCUCGCGCCCGAGCUCUUCCACACGCCCAACCUGCAGUUUUUCGUGCUGAAUGGCACCACGCUGCUGUCCUGCCUGCAGAUCCGGGCGCAGGAUGGCCUGCCUGGGGGGGGCAUGGCCGCCGGCCUCACGUCCGCCAGCGCCUGCGUACGGGUCGUCGUCAGGGACAUUUCGGGUAAACACUCAUGGGACUCGGCCGUGCUGUACGGACCGCCUCACUGCGCGGCGCCCAGCCAGCCUGUUCACUUCCACACCGCGUUCUCUGGGCCUGCAGGGGGCGACAGAGAGCAUGACUCGGAGGAAGAGUCUGUGGAGAGAGAAGAGGAGGAGGAGAGUGAGGAAAACCAGGAGAACAUGGAGAUGCCGAGGGAGCAGGAGAACGGGGAGUUGCUGGACGAGCAGGAGGAGGCAGUGGAUGAAGGGGCUGUUUUGGAACUGAUGGCCCCGCUGGCAAAGCGUCGGUGUCGCGAGGCCGUCCCCGGCUGGGACUCCCUGCAGGACGGGCAGGACGCGCUGGACGAAAUGCUGCAGUACCUCGGCUACUCCAGCCCAGAGUGCCUCCAGCGCACGGGAACGCCCCUCAACAUCCCGGCCCCGCCGCCCGUCUGCGUCUCCGAGAAGCAGGAGAACGACGUCAUCAACGCCAUCCUGAAGCAGAGCACCGAGGAGCGGGAGUUCAGCUGCCACCGCGGAGACGAUAUCCACAUGCGAGCAGCAGGGCAGCCAGAGCCGAGCCCGCAGCGGCCGCAGUCCGCCUUCUACUACUGCAGACUGCUGCUCAACAUCCUGGGCAUGAACUCCUGGGAGAAGAGGAGCAAUUUCCACCUGCUGAAAAAAAACGAGAAGCUGCUGAGGGAGCUGAAGAACCUGGACUCCAGGCAGUGUCGCGAGACUCACAAGAUUGCUGUGUUUUACGUGGCCGAGGGUCAGGAGGAUAAACACUCCAUUCUGUCCAACACCAGCGGGAGUCAAGCGUACGAGGACUUCGUGUCUGGACUGGGCUGGGAGGUGAACCUGACGAGUCACUGUGGCUUCAUGGGUGGUCUGCAGAGGAAUAAAAGCACAGGCCUGACCACGCCUUACUUUGCCACCUCCACCGUGGAGGUCAUGUUCCACGUUUCCACUCGUAUGCCUCCAGACUCGGACGACUCGCUCACCAAAAAGUUGAGACACUUGGGGAAUGAUGAGGUUCACAUCGUGUGGUCGGAGCACACGCGGGACUACAGGAGAGGCAUCAUCCCCACGGAGUUCGGAGACGUCCUCAUCAUCAUUUACCCCAUGAAGAACCACAUGUACAGCAUCCAGAUCAUCAAGAAGCCAGAGGUCCCGUUUUUCGGCCCCUUGUUUGACGGUGCCAUAGUGGACGGGAAGAUUUUGCCGACGAUGGUGCGAGCCACGGCCAUAAACGCCAGCCGAGCGCUGAAAUCCCUCAUCCCGCUCUACCAGAACUUCUAUGAGGAGCGAGCUCGGUAUUUGGAGACGAUCGUCCAGCACUACCUGGAGUCCAGCACAUUUGAGGAUUACGCUGCCCGUGUGUUCUGUCCAGCACCCUUUCAGCCCCUCCCCUCUGAAACAGGCUCAUGCCUCGAGAACCAGCCCGAAAACCCGAACGCUCCUCCAGACGCCAGCGACUUAGCGUCGCCAAUGUCUCCUCGGGCUAGCAAGAGCCGCAUGUCCAUGAAGCUCCGCCGCUCGUCCGGAUCGGCCAACAAGACCUGACCGGACCUGCCCUGACCUCGCCUGACCUUCGUCAUGCCACGUACACAAUCACGCCAACACGCCUGCACUUGCACUUCCCGAGCUUACCCGUCACAUCUGCACUGGACGCACCACUUUCAUGGCCACGCCCCAUCUAUGAUGUCACAAUGGCCAUUAACCAUGCAUCCAGACUCCGCCCCUCCAGGAAAGAGCCAAAGAGAUGGAAAUCAAAGAGGAAAAGAAACUUUUCAGAAGCCUUUAUGAGUACAAAUACGAGUCCCCUUGACAAGUACAGGUUCUAGAACCAGGUUCUAGAAUAAGUACAAAUACUUGUUACAGGAUAAGUACCAGAAGAAUCUGAUGGCGUUUUUUUACUGUUUGUUAAGUUAAAGUUCCAAUGUAAGUGCCAGUUUCCAGGACAAGUACGAGUCUCUGACCUGGUACAGGUUCUAGAGCCAGUAUAUGUAUAAGUUCCAAACAAGUUCAAGUUCCAGAACAAAUUAAUAGUAUUUUCACUGUCUACUAAGUACAGGUUCUGCCCAGUACAAGUUCUGCUACCAGUACCAUUUUCAGGACAAGUUCCAAAAAAAUACAAGUAUGAGUUCCAGGAGAAAAAGCUCCAGAGCAAGUACAGGUUCUAAAGCCAUUACUGGUACUAGUUCCAGUGCAAAAACAAGUUCUGGGAUAAGUUCCAUGAAAUUAUUCUGGCACUUGUGUUUGUACUUGUUCUGGAACUUAAGAACUUAUUUUUAAAGACAAGAACGCAUUUCUUAAGUACAGGCUCUAGAACCAGUACAAGUUUCUGGGGUAUGUUUCAUGAAAUUCCAUGAACUGAAAGAGAACUUAUUCAGGAACUUGUACUUAUUUUGGCUCUUGUAUUUGUAGAUGGUCUGGAACUUAUGAACUCGUGAUCAAGCAAGUACAAACUCAAAAAUAUACAAAUACGAGUUCUAGGACAAGUACAACUUACUUAACAAGUACAGGCUGUAGAACCAGUACAAGUUCUGGAAUACAUUUCAUAAAGUUCCAUGAUCAUAAGUAGAACGUAUCCUGGAACUUGCACUAGUUCUGCAACUUGCAUUUGUACUUGUUCUGGAACUCAUUAUCAAA